This is a messenger RNA of Abrus precatorius (Indian licorice), 1460 nucleotides long. Its product is annotated as adenine DNA glycosylase. Gene Ontology annotation, molecular function: purine-specific mismatch base pair DNA N-glycosylase activity; 4 iron, 4 sulfur cluster binding; 8-oxo-7,8-dihydroguanine DNA N-glycosylase activity. The transcript is spliced from 7 exons. Gene Ontology annotation, cellular component: nucleus. Gene Ontology annotation, biological process: base-excision repair; mismatch repair. Lineage: Eukaryota; Viridiplantae; Streptophyta; Magnoliopsida; Fabales; Fabaceae. The coding region runs from base 15 to 1439 and encodes 474 amino acids. The record is from RefSeq and is a predicted model, not a curated record.
UUGUACAGAGUUUUAUGUUAUUGUGUUUUCCAUCACCAUCAUCACUGUUUUCCAACAUGUCAGAGAUGACGAUGAAGAAGAAACAGAUGAAGGAGGUUAUUGGGGUGAGGAAAAAGGAAGAGUCUUUGGUGGAAGUGGAAGACAUAGAAGACACACUCUCCUUCUCCAAAGAUGAGACCCUCGAACUCAGAGUGGCUCUUUUGGAUUGGUAUGAUCUCAACCAAAGGGACCUUCCUUGGAGGACCACCUUCAAACAUGGCCAUGAAGAUGAUGAAGAAAAAGUGGAAAGAAGAGCUUAUGGCGUGUGGGUCUCUGAGGUUAUGUUGCAGCAAACGAGGGUUCAGACUGUUAUUGCCUAUUACAACCGUUGGAUGCAAAGAUGGCCCACCAUUCACCAUCUUGCACAAGCUUCUCUUGAGGAAGUAAAUGAGAUGUGGGCAGGUUUGGGCUACUAUCGAAGAGCUCGUUUUCUUUUAGAGGGGGCUAAGAAAAUAGUUGCAGAAGGAGGCAGAAUUCCUAAAGUUGCUUCUAUGCUACGAAAGAUUCCAGGAAUUGGAGACUACACAUCUGGAGCAAUUGCUUCUAUUGCAUUUAAAGAGGUGGUACCUGUUGUUGAUGGAAAUGUGAUAAGGGUGAUUGCUAGACUAAGGGCCGUUUCUGCAAAUCCAAAAGACUCAGUAACCAUUAAGAGAUUUUGGAAAUUAGCAGCUCAGUUGGUUGAUCCUCUUCGUCCUGGGGACUUCAAUCAGGCUCUCAUGGAACUUGGGGCAACUGUAUGCACCCCUUUGAACCCAAGUUGUUCCUCAUGUCCAGCAUCAGAAUUUUGUCGUGCGCUAUCGAUUACUAAACAUGAUAGUACAAUUGCAGUAACAGAUUACCCUGUUAAGGGUGUGAAGGUUAAACAAAGAAGUGAUUUUUCUGCUGUAUGUGUUGUUGAAUUACUUGGAGCUGAAACAUUGUUAGAUGAAAACCAGUCUAGCAGCAAAUUUAUUCUUGUAAAACGGCCUGAUGAAGGAUUGCUUGCUGGUCUCUGGGAGUUUCCAUCAGUCUCACUGGAUGGAGAAACUGUUGCAUUGGCUAGAAGAAAAGCAAUGGAUAGCUUCUUGAAAAAGGAUCUCAAAAUUGACAUCAAGAAAACUUGCAAUAUAGUUUUGAGGGAAGAUAUUGGGGAAUUUGUUCACAUUUUCAGUCAUAUUCGUCUCAAGUUGUAUGUUGAAUUGCAAGUUUUACAAUUGAAAGGGGGAGUUGAUGAUUUGUUCAAAAGCCAGGACAAAGAAACUACAACUUGGAAAUGUGUUGAUGGCAAUGUGCUUUCUAGUAUGGGACUGACAACCAGUGUAAGAAAGGUGUAUAACAUGGUUCAAAAAUUUAAGCAGAAAAGUGUUCCUUCUAACUGUGUGCCAACCAAGAAGAGAACGAGAACAACCAAGAGAAACUAGCCUAGUGGAUCAGAUUCGCUG